Corticium candelabrum is the source of this 735-nucleotide messenger RNA. RefSeq names its product 3-oxo-5-alpha-steroid 4-dehydrogenase 1-like. Gene Ontology annotation, molecular function: oxidoreductase activity, acting on the CH-CH group of donors. Gene Ontology annotation, biological process: lipid metabolic process. The transcript has 5 exons. Bases 1 to 735 code for a protein of 244 amino acids. Lineage: Eukaryota; Metazoa; Porifera; Homoscleromorpha; Homosclerophorida; Plakinidae. The record is from RefSeq and is a predicted model, not a curated record.
AUGGCGCCUGUCGUAUCGUGUGACCGCAAAGUGUGGAUGGAGAUAGUUGAUCGACAGUUGUUUCCCAUCAUGUCAUAUGGGUGUCAUUUGUGGGAUUUGGAGAGAACAGAUGUGAAGAGGGUGAUCAAUAUGGCUCUGAGAAAAGGUGUGAGAAGAGGAUUGGGUAUGAAGAGGGAUGAAUCAAUUUGUGACCGGUUUGGAGAUACAUUUCAAGAAUCAGUAGAAAGAAUGAAGAAUUUGAAAUUAAAAUCAUUUAUCUACCCGUGGCUGAUUCGGGGCAACUCACCAAUAACAUGCAUAACAUUCUCCUUUGCUAUUGUGAUUAAUGUGGUUACUGGGUAUCGUCAUGGCAGAUAUCUCACCGCAUUUGCUACCUACUCUGAAGAAUGGCUCUACCACCCAUGCUUCAUCAGUGGAAUUGUUCUGUUCUUCAUUGGAAUGGCAGUCAACAUUCAUGCCGACCGUUUGUUGAGAAUUCUCAGAAAUCCGGGGGAAACAGGAUACAAGAUACCAAAAGGUGGCCUAUUUGAGUAUAUCUCUGCUGCCAAUUUCUUUGCUGAAAUCAUUGAAUGGCUUGGCUAUGGUCUGACCAGUUGGUCUCUAGUUGGAUUGAUCUUGCCAUUACUAACAAUGUGCAACCUAUUGCUAAGAGCAGUUCAUUAUCACAGAUAUUAUCGUGAUAAAUUCGAAGACUAUCCGAAAGACAGGAAGACUGUCAUUCCGUUCGUCUUGUAA